AAUGGCGCACACCCCGAGCACUGAAGGAAAAGUGCCACGAAACGUGCUACCAAAGGGGGCUGGACGAAUUGCCAGGCAGGAGGCGGGCGACAGCGGCGAUCUCCUCUCCAAGCACCAGCAAGGAAUCCAACCUUCCUUUUUCAGUGAUGCUGCAAGAGGCCACCUAGGAGGGUUACAGGCCUGUGCAGGGUUUACAUCGUUCACCCCAAAGCCUCCCCGCAAGCCUCCAAGGUUGGAGCGAACGUCAUCUCUCGAUGAACUGAUUUGGCAGCGGCAGCGGCUCUUGAGGAUGAGCCAAGACAGCUUGACGGAUCCCUCGGAGACGGGCUCCUCCAGUGGAUCCCUCCAAGGGGAAGGUCCCGUGGGGCAGAGGGUAGCCUCCGGGAGCAGUCAUCACUGUGACCAGGAAUCUCUGCACAGCUCAGAGGCUCACCACACCAGGCAGGACAAGUUUAGCCUGUCAGACUCGCAUGGGAAGUUGUCCAAAGUGACGCCCACCCAUGCUCCACCCCCUUUGGAGAUUGACGGCUCCUUUCCUUCUCUGAGGACAACUAAUAGGAUCGACCCGGAUUGUGGGGAUUACAGACUCCGUUCCCAAAGCUUCUUUCCGAGGGUGGGCAGCAGCUGGAGCGACACCCAGCUGCAUAGCCGUGGAAUGCUUUGCGAUGGCUGCUCCCUCGCCCCCUCCCUGAAGUCCACCCUCAGCCUUCUGACCCCUAUCCGUGUCAGGGAUGUGCGGAACAGAAGUUACUUGGAAGGCAGCCUUCUGGCGAGUGGAGCGCUGCUGGGGGCAGAAGAACUGAACCGGUAUUUCCCUGACCGGAGCAUUGGCAUCUUCAUAGCCACCUGGAACAUGCAGGGCCAAAAGGAACUCCCUGAGGUGCUGGAUGAUUUCCUGCUGCCUCCAGGCCCGGACUUUGCUCAGGACAUGUAUGUGAUAGGGAUCCAAGAAGGCUGCCCAGAUAGGCGGGAGUGGGAGAUUCGCUUGCAGGAGACGCUCGGCCCCCAUUAUGUCAUGCUGUAUGCGGCAGCCCACGGAGUGCUGUACACGUCAGUCUUCCUGCGAAGGGACCUCAUCUGGUUCUGCUCCGAGGUGGAAUUUGCCACAGUGACAACCCGCAUCGUGUCUCAGAUCAAAACCAAGGGCGCCCUCGGAGUCUGCUUCACCUUCUUCGGCACCUCCUUCCUUUUCAUCACCUCCCAUUUCACAUCUGGAGAUGGCAAAGUGUACGAGAGGGUGCUGGACUAUAGCAAAACCAUCCAGGGUCUUGCACUGCCUAAAAACAUUCCAGACACCAACCCCUAUCGCUCCAGUCCCUCGGAUGUCACUACGCGCUUUGACAAUGUCUUCUGGUUCGGAGACUUCAAUUUCCGCCUGAACGAGGAUUGGGAGGUGGUGGAGCAGAUCCUCAGCCAAGGUCUGGAGACGGACAUGUCUGAGCUGCUGCAGCACGACCAGCUGCUUAAGGAAAUGGCCAGCGGUUCAAUUUUUAAGGGGUUCCAGGAGGCCCCUAUCCUUUUCCGUCCUUCCUACAAGUUUGAUGUUGGGGCAGACACCUACGACACUGCCUCCAAGCAAAGGACUCCUUCCUACACGGAUCGUGUGAUGUACCGGAGCCGUCACAAGGACGAUAUCCAUGUUGUGAAAUAUUCUUCCUGUCUGGGGAUCAAAACAUCGGACCACCGGCCCGUAUACGGGUUAUUUCGUGUCAAAGUGAGACCUGGGAGAGACAACAUCCCACUGGCUGCAGGCCAGUUUGACCGCGAACUCUAUUUGAUUGGCAUCAAGAGACGCAUCACAAGGGAACUUCAGAAAAAGCAAGCUCUAAAGGACCAGAAAUCCAGCGCUGUCUGUUCUGUUUCCUGACCUUAAAAGGCCACCCUGAGGAGUUCCGAGCCAGAUGCAAGAGGAGCUUCUGACAGCUUGCAGCAGCAAAGGGACUUGUGGCAGAGCGUUGGGGCCCAUUGCAGCCAGGUCUUCGGAACCGUCUUGCCACUGCUGUGACUGGAAACAUGAGGGAAUGGCCCAAUGGUGAAGGUGACUGGCUGUUUAAAUGGAUUUGAUUGCGAGAAGGCAACAGGCCUGUCUAGUGGCUGGGGGGGUUGCAUAGGUUGAGAUGCUCCAGUGGCCCUUUUGUGCAUUAAGACAUCUUAGUUCUUGCAAGGUGCCUGGGGGGACCAGCUUGGGAACAAAGGAACAUUCUGCAUUCAGCUUCAUUUGUGUGUUUCUUCCUUCUCCACUUGCAGCCAGAAAGCUGAAUAAGCAGAAACAAGCUGAGUGUUUUGCCACCUUAAGUCACUUGAAAGCACCUUGUUUUCUGAAUUCUAGAAAGAACAGUCCCCAUUUGAAAUGUGGCCAUUUAUUUUUGAGGUUGACGUGCCAGCGAGGUCAUUGGUGUCACACAGUAACUAUGACUGUUUGAUCUGGACUGCUGGACGGGCCUCAGUUUCCCCCCCUUAUUCCUAGAUCUGGAGAAGCAGCUUUCCUCUGGGUCUGUUUCCCCCUCUUCCAUCGUUAAUUAGUGUUAAGAGACAGAAUGCACACUGGUUUAAUUGGACAAAGAGCACAAGAAUCUUUCUGGCUGGCUGCAAAAAUCAGUAUUCUGAACUGCAAGAUCAAAUUUUGGCUUGUGAAAACAGUGGCUUGUGCAAAGCAAGGUUACAGGAACGUUCCGAGUUUGGUUUUGCCUUUUCCUGAUGUUUGGUUGCUUGUUAUUGCUCUGGUCUGUGUUUGUGUCCAGAAUUUCUUUUAAGAAAUAAAACAAGAGCCAGAUUUUUAAAAAAA
Messenger RNA from Rhineura floridana, 2785 nucleotides. It is a transcript of the gene INPP5E, whose product is annotated as inositol polyphosphate-5-phosphatase E. NCBI's taxonomy places the organism in Eukaryota, Metazoa, Chordata, Lepidosauria, Squamata, Rhineuridae. The coding region runs from base 2 to 1867 and encodes 621 amino acids. Gene Ontology annotation, biological process: phosphatidylinositol dephosphorylation. The record is from RefSeq and is a predicted model, not a curated record. The transcript is spliced from 10 exons. Gene Ontology annotation, molecular function: inositol-polyphosphate 5-phosphatase activity.